This is a messenger RNA of Hydra vulgaris (swiftwater hydra), 792 nucleotides long. RefSeq lists its product as uncharacterized. NCBI's taxonomy places the organism in Eukaryota, Metazoa, Cnidaria, Hydrozoa, Anthoathecata, Hydridae. The record is from RefSeq and is a predicted model, not a curated record.
AUGCCAAAAAAAGGUCCGAAACCAAAAUUAUGUGCACUUGAUCAGUUUUUUAUGACUCUUGUUUAUUUAAAAAAUGGAUUUGCACUUUCUCAUAUUGGAUGGUUGUUUAAGUUGCCAAAAUCAACAAUAUCAAGACAGAUAAUAUCAUGGAUUAACUAUUUGUAUUUUACACUUGGUAGGAUACCUAUUUGGCCUUCCAGAGAACAAAUUGAUUUGACAAUGCCUGAAUGUUUUAAAAUAACAUACCCAAGUACAAGAUGCAUUAUUGAUUGCACUGAGUUGUUUUGUCAAAUACCAUCAUCCUUAAAUAUUCAGAGUUGUUUGUAUUCAAGUUACAAAAGUCAUGUUACAUACAAGGGAUUACUAGGUAUAUCUCCUUCUGGUGCUAUAAUAUUUGUAAGUCAGUUGUAUCCUGGAUCAGUAUCAGAUAAAGAAAUAGUAAUAAGAAGCGGAUUUUUAAAUAAAGAUCUUUGGGAUAAAGAUGAUUCAGUAAUUGCAGAUAGAGGGUUUACAAUUGAAGAGGAAUUAGAAAACAUCAAUGUACGUCUAAACAUUCCUUCAUUUUUAGAAGGUCGAAACCAAUUUACAUUGGCUGAGGUUAAAGAAAGCCAAACUAUUGCAUCUGUACGAAUACAUAUAGAGCGUGCUAUCCAAAAAAUAAAGCGAUAUAAAAUAAUACGUAAUGAAAUAACACUAUCUUUACAUGGUUCAGUCAAUCAGAUUUGGACGGUUAUUUGUCUACUUACAAACUUCCAGUCACCCUUAAUAAAUGAUACAGAAAAAACUACAUGA